Molecule: messenger RNA, 1108 nt
Organism: Castor canadensis (American beaver)
Lineage: Eukaryota; Metazoa; Chordata; Mammalia; Rodentia; Castoridae
Gene: Ssr3
Product: signal sequence receptor subunit 3
Biological process (GO): SRP-dependent cotranslational protein targeting to membrane
Cellular component (GO): endoplasmic reticulum; membrane
Source: RefSeq, a predicted model, not a curated record
GGGGCAGAGCCAGGGUCCUCUGCCGGCUCCGCGUCGGUCUGGCGCUCCAGGCUCUCGGCUCUCCAUCGGCCAUGGCUCCUAAAGGUGGCUCCAAGCAGCAGUCCGAGGAAGACCUGCUCUUGCAGGAUUUCAGCCGCAACCUCUCGGCCAAGUCCUCUGCGCUGUUCUUCGGGAACGCAUUCAUCGUGUCCGCCAUCCCCAUCUGGUUAUAUUGGCGAAUAUGGCAUAUGGAUCUUAUUCAGUCUGCUGUUCUGUACAGCGUGAUGACCCUAGUAAGCACCUAUUUGGUAGCCUUUGCAUACAAGAAUGUAAAGUUUGUUCUCAAGCACAAAGUGGCACAGAAAAGGGAGGAUGCCGUUUCCAAAGAAGUGACUCGAAAACUUUCUGAAGCUGAUAAUAGAAAGAUGUCUCGGAAGGAGAAAGAUGAAAGAAUCUUGUGGAAGAAGAAUGAAGUUGCUGAUUAUGAAGCUACAACAUUUUCCAUCUUCUAUAACAACACUCUAUUCCUGGUCUUGGUCAUUGUUGCUUCCUUCUUUAUACUGAAGAACUUCAACCCCACAGUGAACUACAUUUUGUCCAUAAGUGCUUCAUCAGGACUCAUCGCCCUCCUGUCUACUGGCUCCAAGUAGACCAUGUCAGCUUAGCCCCCUGACUUUGUAUCCAUGAGUGGCCUGUGGUAUAUGGAAAAGUAGCAGGGUGGUCAGGGUGGGAGGUGCACAGUGUUUUUAAUAGUCUGGAGUUGGAGGGUUUAAAAAUGCAACAGAAAGUAAUUCAGUAUUUGUUUAUUGGCUCUUUUUGACAGUGUUGAAAUUAAAUGAAUUGAAAGGGAAACUCAGAGUACCAGGACAUUUAUUAAAAGGCAAGAAGUCUUGCAAUGUGCUAUAGUCACAAGAGGAGAAAAUAACUUGUUUCCUUGAUCUGUCAGAGGUCACAGUAACCUGGACUGAGCUGUUAUUACUUAUAAUAGGAGCAAGAAGCUAAUAACUUGUUCUCUGUGUUCCAAGCACAAUAUUAUAACUUUUUUUUGAAUUAUAAAUAUCAGAAUGAAUCCUCUUCUCAGGAGAUUGAGCAGAAGCCUCAUGUUUACAGGUCUCUGAAUUUGCAAUUU